This is a messenger RNA of Xyrauchen texanus (razorback sucker), 2740 nucleotides long. Its product is annotated as neuroserpin-like. The record is from RefSeq and is a predicted model, not a curated record. The transcript is spliced from 9 exons. Gene Ontology annotation, biological process: negative regulation of endopeptidase activity. NCBI's taxonomy places the organism in Eukaryota, Metazoa, Chordata, Actinopteri, Cypriniformes, Catostomidae. Gene Ontology annotation, molecular function: serine-type endopeptidase inhibitor activity. The coding region runs from base 142 to 1386 and encodes 414 amino acids.
UGGCAGCCCAUGAGCGAUUGGGCUCGACAUUCUCUGGCCCUCUUGGAGGGGGGUGUUUUUGAAGGACGCCUGCAAUCCUGAGUCACGUCUACUCUCGUCAACACAGGCAGGUUGGAGGGUCCUUUGAACUUGUUAUUUACCAUGCUGUUCCUCGGACUCUUACCGCUGAUGCUGCUGAGGGGGUGUGGUUGCCAAGCGGCAGACGUUCCUGAGGAUGUGACAGCAGAGUUCUCGGUCAGACUGUACCACCAGCUCCAAAUCACAGGAGGAGAGGAGAACAUCAUCUUCUCCCCACUGAGUGUGGCUCUGGCUCUGGGCAUGGUGGAGCUGGGCGCCCAGGGCUCUUCUUUAGAGGAGAUCAGACAGGCUGUGGGCUAUAGUCAUUUCAGAGAAGAUGAGGAGUUCUCUCUGUUGAGCAACCUGACUCAGGCCCUGUCCACAGACGAAGAGCAGUAUGUGGUACGGCUGGCCAAUUCUCUCUUUCUACAAACGGGGGUUCACUUCAGCGAGGACUUCCUUCAUCUGAUGAAUAAGUAUUUCAAAGCUGAAGUGGAGACGGUGGACUUCGGCGAGUCAGAAGCCGUGGCCGAACACAUCAACUCUUGGGUCCAAAACCACACAGAGAGCAAGAUCCACAACCUGGUAUCGACAGAAGAUUUCAGCAGUGUUACAACGAUCAUGCUAGUGAACGCUGUGUACUUCAGAGGCAGCUGGAAGAAUCAGUUCAGACCAGAAAACACCAGAACUUUCUCCUUCACCAAGGAUGAUGGCAGUGAAGUGCAGACCCUGAUGAUGUACCAGCAGGGAGACUUUAACUAUGGAGAGUUCAGUGAUGGCACCACAGAGGCAGGUGGAGUGUAUCAGGUUCUGGAGAUGCUCUAUGAAGGUGAAGAUAUGAGCAUGAUGAUUGUGUUGCCCCGUCAAGAGGUUCCUCUGGCCUCUCUGGAGCCCAUCAUCAAAGCUCAGUUGCUGGAGGAGUGGGCCAACAAUGUCAAGAGACAGAAGGUGGAGGUCUACCUGCCCAGAUUUAAGGUGGAGCAGAAGAUCGAUCUGAGAGACACACUGCAGCAGCUUGGGAUCAAGAACAUCUUCACCAAAGACGCUGAUCUGUCAGCCAUGACAGCUGAGAUAGCAGAAAGACAGGAUCUGUUUAUCAGUAAGGCAGUGCAGAAAGCGUACUUGGAAGUAACAGAGGAAGGAGCCGAAGGGGCGGCCGGAUCAGGUAUGAUCGCAUUGACGAGGACGUUGGUGUUGUACCCUCAGGUGAUGGCAGACCACCCCUUUUUCUUCAUCAUCAGAAACAGAAAAACAGGUUCCGUCCUUUUCAUGGGCCGAGUCAUGACCCCUGAAGUCAUCGAGCCCUUUGACAACAACUUUGACAUGUAAAACGCCAGCACAUAAAUGUGACACUUAACCGAGUUAAUGCUUAUCUUCAACGAACCACAAGUCACGCCAUCACAGAAAGCGAGUUGUUAACUCAUUCCGUUGCAAUGCUUUUCUAAACACAUGAGAAAAUAUUAUAUAAACAGAAUAUUUAUAUAUUAAAAGUGAUUGUGUUUUGAUACCUGUAAGCUUUAACCACACCAGGAAAUACAGAGCUGUAAAUUUUUGAGGUAAAUCGGUCUUUGCGGCCAUUUGAACGUAUUCUCGCUCCAUUCCAUCUACACAUGUUUUAUCACACCUCUUAUUCGGCACCAGCAUCAUUCGGUCCUUUAGUCUUCUCAGACUUGUAUAUUUGCUAUUGUCUUUUCCGUAGAGAAACAUUGAUAUUUAUUGCGAGGAUGUGUGCAGUUCUCUAUAUGUAGACUUGGUCAUUUUAUUCCUUUUCCUAUAUUUAUUUGGUUUUGUACAUGGCUGAUGUACUGCUGACAUACUAAUAUGCCUUAUUAUACACCAAUCAGCCACAACAUUAAAACCACAUGCCUAAUAUUGUGUAGAUCCCCCUCGUGCCACCAAAAUAGCGGCAAUACGCGUCUCAAAUCCUGGGAUCACACAAAACUGUCGCUAGAAUUUAUUCAGAAUGGUGCCAAAGACAAAAAAACUCCAGUGAGGGUCAGUUCUGUGGACGGAAACACCUUGUUGAUGAGAGAGGUCAACAGAGAAUGGCCAGAAUGGUUUGAACUGACAAAGUCUACAGUAACUCAGAUAACCACUCUGUACAAUUGUGGUGAGAAGAAUAUCAUCUCAAAGCUGUUCUGAGAUGCGGGUUGGCGCUGUUUUGGCGGCACAAGGGGGACCAACGCAAUAUAAGGCAGGUGGUUUUAAUGUUGUGGCUGAGUUUUUGAUUUAAUGAAAGGUUGUGAAUGUACAGGUAGUGCAGCACUGUUGCCAUGGAGACUCAGGCGGGCUGAGCGAGAAAGCAUUUGGUAUAUUGAUAAAAAUACCAGCUGUAUUCUCUAUUUCAGAAAUAAAGAUGAAUGUCUUCAACCUUUCCUCUUUUGCUAUUUCAGAAACUGCCAUGUUGAAAAUUCAAGAUGUACGCAGAGAUAAACACAAUAUACUGUACAUACACUGUCAAAGUACUGUCUAAAAUAACCUUUGAUUUUAGACAUUCAAAGUGGCAUGUCUAAAUGCCACUUCUUGAGCAUAAAGGUCACCAGAUGGAGGUCCAACGGUUCAACCGCCUAAACAUGCUUGGACCAGCUAAAAUCCAGCUACCAUGUUCCAAAACACAGCUGCUGUGGACUGUGGACUAAUUGCAGAAAAUAUGUCAAUUUUUUUCAGAAAUCCUCCCCAAAUA